AGGUCUUUUCACACUCGCGACUCAUCAAUCUUUUCUCGUAUAUAAACUGCCUUAUUCAUAGACGCGGAUCAUCACAGUUGAAAUGACAAAGGAUAUAAACCUUAUGAACUUUCGGACUAUUCAAGUACACUUAAAACGAAUCCUCAACUUUGUCAAGUUGAGUGAUGGUAGCAAGUAUUCAGCCAAACUUGAACAUGGAGAUUCUUCGUGUGGUGAAUCUCAAAAGCAUGAUCCAAAUAGUAACAAUGAAUUAAUAUUCGACCACAUUUUUAAGUACGACGUAUCCAUUAAGGAUAUUACUUCUAUAGAACCCCUAUGCUGUCAACCGUUUGUAUUGACCAUUUACGAACACAAGGUAAAAGACAAGAAACAAAAGGAGGCCAAAACUGAGUUAUGGGGACAAACGACUUUUGAUGGUUUGCAACUUGUAAAAACUUCAACUAAAUACGAGAUGAAAUUGAAACUAUUCAGUCAACCUGUCUCAACAACUGUUGAGGAUCUUCCAACUGUCGAAAUUGUCGUUUCAGUUGAUCAACCAAUUUUAAGUGACGAAGCUUACGAGCAACUGAAUAUUCUUUAUGUUACCACUGAGUCUCUUCAGAAUGUCCCUGAAACGUUCCAUACGAAGGAUCACUUCACAUUUGUUGCUUCACUACCAAUGAUUACCUUGGAUGAAAAUAAAGAAAAGGCAAUCAUUUCGAACAAAGGGUAUUUGAAAUCGCCAUCCGAUGCAGAAUAUAUCAGUACUUCGAUUAGAUGGCCUGCCUCUGGGAGUGCCCGGAGUUUUGCGGACUUUAUGCAAAACGGUCUUUCAGAAGACACUCCAGCGCUGAACAAAAAAGAAGAUGGUGACUUUCCCGUGGCACAAUAUUCGGCUCUGAGAAAUUCAGCUAAUUCCGUCAAAACUAAGGUUGUUUGGAAUCAGCAGCAUAGGCGCUUGUUGAAUAAAUCGUCACAGUUGAAACUAAAAGAAAAAAUUUCAGCCUUCAAGUUUUUACCAGUGGAGGUGUUUUGCAUGCAGGGUGGCUCGUCUGGAAGAAAGAAAAAGGAUGAGGAGCCAACCUAUACUCACCAUGGCGUAGCGUAUGUCAAUUUAACUCCACUUCUGUACCCAGGUGUUGAUUACGUUCGUGGGGCGUACAAAAUAUACCCUUUUAAUCAAAAGGAAUAUGAAGAAAAAACAAAACGUCAGAAUUGCUUACUUCGUGAUGUUUUAAAUAAGGUAGCUGUUCAAAGUACACCGAAUGUACCAACGGAUAAGAAAAAAACACAACUUAAUGUUCCAAAACAAGAAAGGAAAUCAAGUUUCGUAAGUACGAAGAACACAGGAAGAAGUGCUAGUGCAAUAGAAUCGGAAGCUGGUGAACGUAUUGAAAGUGAAAGACAAAAAUCAAAUUUAACACCCAGCGAACAAGCCACUGAUCAAGUACAAAAUACUGAGGCUUCUCAAUAUUUAGAUGCUCAAUCAUUUAUAAUGUUAGAAUUUCGUUUAGAGAAACCCUUGAUUAAGAAAAGAACUUUAGAAGAAAUCGAUCAAAGAGUUUCUACGUAUAUUACUGAAAAACAACCAGUUGUAAAACGACAUGUCACAGCUGAAAAAGCAGUUAAGGAAUAUCACAAGCAAAUAGCAGAAGUUGCUAAUUAUUUGUUAAUGGAAUUCAAAGUUAUGUUUGCUGAUCUAAUACAAAGUGAUCAAUUACCAGUAGAUCAUGAAUGUGCUGAACAAAUGAAACAUGAACUUUAUUAUUCGCUUAAUUCAUCUGGGAAAUAUUUUGCAUUUAAAGAACGUUUAAAAUUUGCUGUGAUCAAGAUAGUUCGAGAAAAAUUCUUUCGUACUAAACCAUUUACCAAUCAAGAACAAUUGCAGCAUUUUCUGAGGGAUCUAUUUGUUUAUCUUGUGGAUGAAAUGCACAUUGGUUUAAAAAAAGUAUUCUAUACAAGAGAUUUCACAAAGAUUCCUGAACUUAAUUUCACUGAUCCAGAAACUCUAUUACGUUUUGCUCGUGAAGCUGAACAAAAUCAGAUGUAUGACUGGGCAGUUAAAUAUUAUCAAGAAAGAAUUUCAAGAAAUCCAAGUUCAUCAGCCCAUUGGCUUGAUUUUGGUGUUUAUUAUCUGGGACGAAAUGAUUUAGAACAAGCUGCAACAUGUUUUCAUCGUUCUUUAACCAUAGAUCCUAAACAAAGUACAGGGUAA
This is a messenger RNA of Schistosoma turkestanicum, 2194 nucleotides long. The record is from the annotation of a GenBank genome assembly. NCBI's taxonomy places the organism in Eukaryota, Metazoa, Platyhelminthes, Trematoda, Strigeidida, Schistosomatidae.